UCGCCGUCAUUCGCUCCGUGCGUUCCGUCCCCGAAGGCUCGGCGGACGUCCUGUUGUUGCCGAAGGAUUUUCCCGGAAGGCGGUGGUGCGGACGGCCGUUUCGACACCCACCGCGUCGAUCGCGUUCGCCCACGUCCCGCAGAAAGCCACCUUGAGAUGGUGAAUGUUAGCCAUCUGGAGUGAAAUGGAAGGAGGAAUGACACUGUCCCGUGCAUAUGGUUCUGUUGCGUUGUGUCGGACGUUUUCGUGAGCCGUCUGUGCUACCCAAGUUUCGUUGGUUCAGACAGUCGUGUUGUGUGGCGUCAUGUAUCGCCGUCAAGAGGGCCGACAUGACAUAUGGAAAACACUGCCGUACUCGCUGUGGGCAGCCUUGCUGGACGGCGACUCGAGCGACGACGAUUCGGAAUCGUCUUUGUUCUCUUCGAGAGUGUCCUCCGAAGGCUGCUUAUCGGAUACUGAAAGUGACAUAACACAAAAGGGUUAUGAAAAAAAGAGGGCCCGGCUCUUAGCGCCAUAUCUUCCAUCCCACCCUACAGCUCUCCCUACCGGCUCAGCUAGUCCUUCCACUCGAGCCAAGAGGAGAGCCCAGCGUAGACUCACGCGCAAUGAGAGCAGGUACCACUCAGAGGUUAGGCAAGAAGCUGUCCAACAGGCACUGGCUGCCAUGCAGAACAAGCCUAAACCAUCAUUGCCUAUGCCUUCCAAGAGAACGUCUGUUAUGACGACGUCACCCUCGAGAGAACGCCAUCCUUCAGACAGCUCCAGUGACGAUGAUAGCGUGCUGAACGAAGGAAGCACUCCAGAGCAGGAGCGACUGUCAAGGCCACUUCCAACGCCUCCUCUGCAGUCAGACACAUCGAGUGCCUCAUCACCCCGUGAGACACCACCUCCCAGGAUACCACGCUACAACAAUAGCCGGGGCUCUGACCGUUCUGCCGACGGCAUCACUCAGUUGGCAGAUGUCAUGCAAAACCUGACACCCUGCGAAUACAAUCUAAACCCUCAGCCUGAUGUCACAAACACAGGAGCCAAUGCAAAUAGGAACCUUACAGAGCAUGCAAAUAGGUACAACCAAGCACAUAUGUCAUCCGUUAGGGUCACACAGCACUCUGCAACAGGAUUUGAGUAUAACACUGGCACUGGAAAAUGGAAGGUAUCUGCAAAAAUUCAGCAACUUCUGAACACUUUGAAGCGACCAAAAAGGCGACCUUUACCAGAGUUUUAUGUUGACGACGAAGCUGAGUUGGACUCAAACCCUUCAGAUCCCAAUGCACCUCAGCCUGAGGGUGCAACGAUGAACCCUACAGUAGGUGAAAAUUUAGAGGUUCCAUCAGGGCUUCCGCAAUCACUAGAAGCAGCCAUCAAGAGGUAUGGAUCAGGAACAUUUAAAUUUCCUGCAGCUACCGUUCUAGAUACAAGUGGGAAAAUUGGCAACCCUCUAACGUACGGUAAACUACUGAGUAGAUCUAGGAAAAUUGCUUUUAAUCUGCUCAACAAGUUGGGUCAGAAAGGGGAAGGACUUGUAUUGAAACCUGGAGACAGAGUGGCACUGGUGUACCCCAACAACGACCCAAUUUCAUUCAUGUGUUGUUUCUAUGGCUGUCUCAUGGCUGGAGUUGUUCCAGUCCCUAUUGAAGUGCCCCUCACAAGAAGGGAUGCCGGGUCACAACAAAUAGGUUUUCUCCUUGGGAGUUGUGGCGUGUGCUAUGCUUUAACAUCCGAAGUUUGCUACAAAGGGCUCCCGAAAACUGCCACUGGAGAAAUCCACACAUUUAAGGGUUGGCCGAGGUUGUAUUGGUUUGUUACGGAGCAUCUAAGCAAACCACCCAAGGACUGGUCUCCACCACCAAGGCUCACCGACGAAACAGCAGCGUACAUCGAGUACACUGUUGAUCGAGAUGGAGCCAUGAAAGGAGUUGGAGUGUCAAGGUCUGCUCUAGUCAAUCACAGCCGGGCUUUAACAGCUGCUUGUAACUACACCGAAGGUGAGGUCAUGGUGUGCGUCCUCGACUACAAGAGGGAAAUGGGACUCUGGCACAGUGUACUCACUAGUGUUUUCAAUGGGAUGCAUGUCAUCUUCAUACCAUACUCACUCAUGAAGGUGAAUCCUGCAUCUUGGAUGCUGAUGAUCACAAAAUUUAAAGCAAACGUUGCUGUAUGUAAAUCGAGGGACCUUCACUGGGGCCUUCUCGCUACAAAAGACCACAAAGAUGUCAACCUAAGUUCGCUGAGGCUACUCCUGGUUGCUGAUGGCUCCAAUCCAUGGUCUCUGUCAUCGUGCGACCAGUUCAUCAGUGUGUUCCACAGCCGUGGACUGCACCCAGAUGCAGUGUGCCCUUGCGCGGCCUCCUCGGAAGCACUAACAGUUGCAGUACGUCGCCCUGGACGUGUUGGGGCUGGUACCAGUGGGCGUGGCGUGUUGUCCAUGGCAUCUCUCAGUUACGGUGUUAUUCGAGUCGACAUGGAGAACAGCCUCACUUCCCUCACCCUGCAAGACUGCGGACACAUUUUGCCCGGAGCUGUCGCUGCCGUGGUGAAGAUAAAUGAUGCUCCUUACUUGUGCAAAACGGACGAAGUUGGAGAGAUAUGCGUCAGUGCCUCCACUUGUGGAUAUGCAUAUUGGGGCCUACAUGGACUUUCUAACAACAUUUUCAAGAUGCAACCUUUGCAUCCAGAUGGAAGACCUGUGACUGAGCAGACAUUUGUUCGCUCUGGCUUGUUGGGAUUUGUUGGACCUGGAGGCUUGGUUUUUGUAUGUGGCACAAGAGAUGGGCUGAUGCAAGUGAGCAAUCGCAAGCACAAUACGGACGACAUCAUUGCUACUGUCCUGGCCGUGGAGCCAAUGAAAUUUAUCUACCGGGGAAGAAUUGCAGUAUUUUCCGUAAAAGUCCUGCGGGAUGAACGCAUCUGUGUGGUCGCUGAGCAGCGUCCAGAUUGUACAGAAGAAGAGAGUUUUCAGUGGAUGAGCAGAGUACUGCAAGCUGUGGAUAGCAUUCACCAGGUUGGCAUCUACUGCUUGGCACUGGUGCCUCCCAACUACUUACCAAAGACUCCACUGGGAGGUAUCCACCUGCCCGAAACCAAACGGCGGUUCCAGGAGGGAAGCCUCCAUCCUGCCAAUGUGCUCAUGUGCCCCCACACCUGCGUCACAAACCUGCCCAAGCCACGCGAGGUACACCCAGUAGGUCCAGCAUCAGUUAUGGUGGGCAAUAUGGUACAAGGCGUGCGGUUGGCUGUGGCUCAAGGACGUGAUAUAGGAAUUAUUGAUGAAGACAGUGACACAGCACGCAAGUACCAGUUCAUUUCUGAAAUUCUCAAGUGGAGAGCUACCACAACGGCAGAUCAUGGACUGUUUACGCUUCUCAAUGCCAAGGGCAAUACUGUGUCAAGCCUCACCUGCUCUCAGCUACAUAAACGGGCAGAGAGAGUAGGCUGCCUCCUGCUUGAAAAAGGAAAGCUAAACACAGGAGAUCAUGUUGCACUUAUUUAUCCUCCUGGGAGUGAUCUUGUUUGUGCAUUCUAUGGCUGCCUCUAUGUUGGUGUAGUUCCAGUGACAAUCCGACCACCUCAUCCACAAAAUCUGCAGACCACUCUUCCUACCGUCCGUAUGAUAGUGGACGUUAGCAAAUCGGUCAUCAUUCUUUCGACUGCUCCAGUCACUAAGCUUCUAAAAUCUAAGGAAGCAGGCAAUGUUGUUGACGUGAAAUCAUGGCCUCAGAUACUCGAAACGGAUGACUUGCCCAAAAAGAAACUGAGCAGCAUUUAUCGGGCUCCUACGCCAGAAAUGAUUGCCUACCUGGACUUCAGUGUCAGUACGACAGGCAUGUUAGCAGGGAUCAAGGUGUCCCAUGCAGCUGCAACAUCUCUAUGCCGCAGCAUGAAGCUGGCAUGUGAACUUUAUCCUUCCAGGCACAUUGCCUUGUGCCUUGACCCUUACUGUGGUCUUGGAUUUGUGCUGUGGUGUCUGAACAGCGUUUAUUCUGGCCACCAUUCAAUCCUAAUUCCGCCAUCAGAAGUUGAAGUCAAUCCUGCAAUUUGGCUUUCGACAGUCAGUCAGUAUAAGGUUCGUGACACCUUCUGUUCCUACGGUGUUAUGGAACUGUGCACCAAAGGUCUGGGAUCCUCCAUUGGACAGUUAAAGCAACGCAAUGUGAAUCUGAGCUGUGUCAGGACUUGUGUAGUUGUGGCUGAAGAACGGCCAAGGAUCACCCUAACGUCAUCAUUUUCGAAGCUUUUCUCUGGUCUGGGACUGUCCCCACGAGCUGUCAGCACAAGCUUUGGUUGCAGAGUGAAUGUGGCCAUUUGUCUGCAAGGUGCAUCAAGUCCAGACCCCACGCAGGUGUACGUGGAUAUGAGGGCGCUACGCAACGAUAGGGUCACUCUUGUGGAGCGUGGUGCACCACACAGCCUUUGCCUCAUGGAGUCUGGGAAACUCCUGCCUGGUGUCAAAGUGGUGAUUGCCAAUUCAGAAACCAAAGGACAGUGUGGUGACUCGCACCUUGGUGAGAUUUGGGUGCAGUCCCCACACAAUGCCAGUGGCUACUUCACAGUGUAUGGUGAUGACACGCAACACAAUGAUCACUUUAAUGCUCAGUUGAUUACGGGUGACACUGGAGGCACGUACGCUCGAACUGGGUAUCUGGGCUUCUUGCGUCGCACAGAAGCAGCCCCUAGUGAAGGUGAGGGGAGCUCAGAGUCUGAUGCCGAGGCCCCUUCUAGUGAAGAAGCUGUAGAGUUGCACGACGCCAUAUUUGUCGUGGGUGCCCUUGAUGAGACCAUGAUGCUUCGUGGAAUGCGAUACCAUCCGAUUGAUGUAGAGAACAGUGUGCUUAGGUGCCACAAGAAGAUCUCUGAAUGUGCUGUGUUUACCUGGACCAACCUCUUGGUGGUAGUUGUUGAGCUGGAUGGCAAUGAGAGUGAAGCCCUUGACCUUGUGCCCCUUGUUACAUCCGUUGUAUUGGAAGAGCACCAGCUAAUUGUGGGUGUUGUGGUUGUCGUGGACCCUGGAGUGGUGCCCAUCAACUCGCGCGGUGAAAAGCAGCGCAUGCACCUUCGAGAUGGCUUCCUGGCUGAUCAGCUAGAUCCCAUUUACGUUGCUUACAAUAUGUAACAGUACCCCGUUCGGGUCAGCAAACGAAUCGUACAUAUACAUGCUUCCCGGAGAGUUGGGAGGGACAAGGAUUUGGAAAGGCACUUUUGUUAUUGUUAGGGUAUGCAGUAUGUUACUGUUAGUGUUAGACUUUUUUUUUUAGUGUGUUCGUGCAAUUUUAGACAGACUAACGCAACUAGGGGUAGAAGCGUAAAAAUAUAUUCCUUUAUGUACAUCAUCUUGGCAACAGUAUAACGGGUGGGUUGAAUCCUGUAAGCCGCGCCAUGCGCAUUAUAUUAAAAGUUGAGCAGAGUUUGGCUCAACACAGGACUUGCUUAGAAGGAACACACUUAAUUGAAUUGCCUGUUAAUUUUUCUACAGGAAGACUGCAACAAAAAAAAGUGGCAUAUGGCUUCAUGGCAAAUAUACCUAAUUCCUCAGAUUGAAUGACUAAAGGAAAUCAGUAAAUAUUAAAUGAAAAAAAAUACAAUAGCACCAGUCCAUUCCUUUUUUUUUUUAGCCAUUUUGAAUUUAGGGGCAACUCCAAGUUGCAGUGUGUCCCUGAUAAUGAAAGCCGUCCUGUUUGUUAACUGUUAGGUAGUUGAAGCUGCAUGACCAUACAUUAGUCCUCUCUCUUAAUACAAGAGCCAUCAUUGUCACAUCUCUUCUAUGAUGGUCACUUUUUCAGAAUCCUUCUGGCCAGUUUUCAAUGUGUACGACUUAUCUUUUUCCUUUUCUCAAGGCACAUAUUCUUUGUGAUCCACAUGUACCAUAAAAUCCUUGGCCCUGCUAACCUCUUAAAUGCAUGUCUGUGCAUAUAUACAUAUGUAUAGCAUGUGUAUUUACAUGUAUAUCAUAUAUACCUUUUUGGUUGCCGAGUGGCAAAAUAUUUGUAGUGAGAAAAUUGCUUCAGGAAGUCACGUUUUGAAGAGGAAGAUGUAAAUGGCCAUAUUCCUUCCUUAUAACACAACUGCCAGGUUUGUAGUCAUAAUAUUUGGUGCACUGUGUGCUUGCUUUGACAGCCCAUCUUGAAGAGCCAUCAAUGAAAAGUAGAAUUUCAGGGGCUCAUGUUACUUUAGUGUGUUGUCGUUCAUUCUCGACUCUGAGUGAAGGAAUCAGAGCUUCGUUGAAAGCUUUAGAGCGAAUGAGAUAUAUUGCUUUUAAAAAAAUGUUAAGUGUGGAAACGUUUUUUGUUAGUUCACACUCGAAGCAGCUCUGCACAGAGUUAGUAAAAUGAGUGCAAGGUAAAAACAAGGCAUUUCUUGGUAGACCAUAUGGGACGCUUAACUGUAUCUAUAUUCAUUGUAAGUCUGUGGGUUUACCAUGCACGACAGGCUUUUUUUUUUUCCCAAAAAUAUGGCAAGUUUGGCAUGCAUCUCAUUACUGCAUUCCGCAAGAGCUUUGGCUGCAAGCAUGAGACAAGUCAUUGUGAUGCUCCUCACCUAUUAGCGCUUCACGCAAUUGAGAUGUCAUUUUAUUUUGUACAGCUUUCUUUUCCUAUGAGCUGCAGUGUUGUUCAAUCGUCUUACAGGAUGCUUCUGUCACAAAGGACAUUGACAUAUAGGAUGAUACUUCAAACUCACAGUCAUAGAAAGGCACUGUCCAUGGCUUGGAAGAGCUGGAAAGUGUAAAAGCUGAACUUUACAUUUACACUUUUGAGCUCCCUAGUCAAGGAGACGCAACUUAUGAAAGUUUCACAACUGUGCUUAAAAGGAAUUUCAAAACAGCUUCAUAAUAUUGUGCAAGGGUGUGUGUUAAGAAAGUAUCUCACUUCUGCCAAGCAUUAGACAAAGCAAAGUAUGCUCAAGACAUGCUUCUUAAGCAUAUUAGCAGAAUAAAAUAGCAGGAUAAAAUAAAUAAAUAAAUGUUACUGUGGACAUGGAAAUGAAAUAUAUUAUCCUUGCCAGUGAACAGAAUAGUAAUACUUUGAGAGCACAUGGACAUAAGUAGCUUCUUUCAUAGAACUCCUCAGGUUGAAUUAGGGUAUGUGGUAUGCAGUUUUAUUUUGUGUCCUAGAGAUCAAAGAGCUUAGAGUCUACAGAACAUAAUGUCAAGAGGUAAUCCAAACUGCAUUGCUGAAAAAUUUUAAGCUGUGUUGUAAGAAGGUCAGGUAUGAAAUUGUGCAAACUUCAAAGGGUUGUAAAUAAUAUGGACAAAAGCAGCUGAAAGCAGCGCUGAAGUUUGUUUCGUCCUUGUACCACUACUUUUCCACUGUGAUCUGCAUCUCACCAUUAUGCUGAUAUGCUCUGAAAGCACUUUUUGUAUAAAGUUUCCUUUCUGAAUGUUUACUAUGAAAGCCAGGUAUACAGCAUCUUCUGUAAAAUGCAUGUUCUUUCAUGACACUUGUAUAUUUGUUGAAGGUAUAAGCAGCACAUAUGCUGUCAUUAUUUAUAUUGCUUUUAGAAAUUUGUUUCUCGACCAAGUUGGUGUCUGAACAAAUUCCUUUUUAAAAAGCCAACUUGUUUAUGUUACCCUCGUGAGGUUGUGCUCUGGUAAAUAAAAGUACUGGCAAGUAUAUCUGAUAUGACAAAGGAGAAUCGGGCAGCAGGGAAUAAAGUUGUGGUGCUUCCAGCAUUCGGCAGUUCCACGCUAUUUUUCUGGAUGUCCGUACAUCAUGGUUGGAGCAAGAGCUCGGUCUUACCAUUAAGAAGUCCAGGCCCUACCAUCUGCCAUGUGCAAUUCUUGUGCCAGCCCUGUCCUGUGUAGCAAUGCUUAUCAUUCCAUGAGCACAUGAAAGGCAUUGUAAAAUAAAUCGGCAUUCACUGACUUGUGUGCUGAUGGUUGUUGCGUUGUCAGUCACUGUUAGAAGUGAAAUGCUGCCAAGUGCAACAAAGUCAAUAUAAAUACUACCAUUUUGGCCUUCAUAACAUAUCUUGAAUAAAAUGUAUGAAAGCCACAGA
Ornithodoros turicata is the source of this 7989-nucleotide messenger RNA. RefSeq names its product disco-interacting protein 2-like (gene DIP2). The record is from RefSeq and is a predicted model, not a curated record. The transcript is spliced from 37 exons. Lineage: Eukaryota; Metazoa; Arthropoda; Arachnida; Ixodida; Argasidae. Bases 305 to 5110 code for a protein of 1601 amino acids.